This is a messenger RNA of Trichobilharzia regenti, 4958 nucleotides long. NCBI's taxonomy places the organism in Eukaryota, Metazoa, Platyhelminthes, Trematoda, Strigeidida, Schistosomatidae. The record is from the annotation of a GenBank genome assembly.
GAAGCAUUUACAAAACAACAACUGCAUUAAUAACAACAACAACAACAACAGCAACGAUGAUAAAGUUAAGUCACCUUCAAUCUUUCUUUACUUCACUUAUACUAGUCUUAGUCAUUUGAAUAGUGUUGUCCAACAAAAUACAUUUAACAUUUUCUAAGCAUACUAAAUAAGUUAUACAUAUAUAUGUAUUCAGUGUACAUUUAUGUGUCUUUUAGACGUGACAUACAAGUGAUUAAUGCAAUAUACCAAAUAAAAAAAGAAAUUAUUACAAAUAUCUUCUAACUAAAUCCGAUGGAACCAGCAGAAAGAGUGGGAAGGAGAGAGAGCCUCGGAUCUCUCCUUCAUUUAUAACCACUUAGAAUACUCUUAUUACCAUAUUGGAAGUAGUGAAUGUAAAUCAAUGCACUAAAGCUGGGAAUUAUGGACCUAUUGUAAUCAGUCUAACUAUUGUAUUGUAUUGUAUUGUGUCGCAUUGUAUCUGUGCUUCUGUGUGCACAUACCUGCAAACUAACAUGCACCCAUAUGUGUGUGUGUGUCUUUUCCCCUCCUCUGUUGCAUCUCAUACACAGACACCUACACAGUCAGUAAACAUAUAUAACGGCGAAGAAUAUUUUCUGCCCAGUAUCACUCGCUAUCUUGGCAUUGUGAUAAAGCCGAAGACGAAUUGUUGGGUCCCCAUAAGAUUACAAACUUAUCAUGUACACACAUUAAAUAGAUUAAAGAUCAAAUGAGCAUUUAAACAAAUUAUUAUUGAUAUAUCAUAAAUAAAUAACUAAAGACAAACUCAGUUUACGUCCAAAUCAAUAAUAAUAACAGCAAAUGAAACUGAAUCUCAUUCAAAAAUUUGUCCUACUACCUAUUUUGAUAUUGACUGUGAACUUAGUAAAUGCACAGAUAUCUUCUCCAAACGAAGCACUUGGCCCUCAAGGUCCAAGAGGUGAUCCUGGACCACCUGGACCUGAAGGUGGGAUUGGAGCACCAGGUCCUCGUGGUCCCCAAGGUCCACCAGGUAUAGAUGGUGAACGAGGACCAGCAGGACCUACUGGCACACCUGGUACACCUGGUCGUGAUGGAAGACCUGGAGUUCCAGGAGUACAAGGUUCCCCAGGACCUCAAGGAAUUGUUGGACCACCGGGAGAACCUGGAAGUGAAGGAAGCCCUGGACCACAAGGCUAUCAAGGUCAAGCAGGAGAUAAAGGUGAUACUGGCUUUGAUGGACACAAAGGCUCACAAGGACCAAUGGGACCUCAAGGACCUCAAGGUCCAAUGGGUCCUGCUGGUCCCCCGGGGCCAGUCGGUCCACCUGGACCACCUGGCCCAAGAGGUGAAUCUGGACCGACUGGAAGAAUCGGUGCAGUAGGACCACAAGGACCAAUGGGAAGUCCUGGAAGACCAGGAUCAUCUGGACCUGCCGGACAAAAAGGAGAUCGUGGUUUGACUGGUGCUAAAGGAGAGAAAGGUGAAAAAGGUCCAACUGGACCACCUGGACAUCCUGGAUUGAGUAAAGAGCGAGGGAUUCAGGGUGAAAUAGGUCAUGAUGGCCGUCCAGGUGUCCGAGGUGAACCAGGUCAAAGAGGACCUGAAGGAUCUAUGGGAGUAUCAGGACGACCCGGUGAGAGAGGUACAAUGGGACGUUCAGGACUUCAAGGUCCUAAAGGCGCGCAAGGCGAACCGGGUUCAGUUGGAGUAGAAGGACCAACAGGACCCCAAGGUCCAAAGGGUGAGAAAGGUCAGUUGGGACGUCCAGGUGAACGUGGAGAAACUGGACCUCGUGGAGAACGUGGAUUAGCAGGACCAAUUGGAAUAAAGGGUGCACAAGGUGAACUCGGAAUGGCUGGAAGCCCUGGAAGUCCAGGUCUUGAUGGACAGCCUGGACUUGCAGGAAGUCCUGGAGAACCUGGUGCUCCAGGUGAACAAGGUCUUCCAGGUCCUCCCGGCCCGCCAGGACGUCCAGGUCUAGAUGGAGCCCCAGGUGUUCGUGGUGAAAAUGGUGCCCAUGGAAUGAAUGGAGUGCCUGGAGUGAAAGGAGGAUCAGGACCAGUUGGACCGGUUGGUUUACCAGGAGCAAGUGGAACACCUGGACAUGCUGGACCAAUGGGACCUAUGGGUCAAGUAGGACCAAGAGGACCAACAGGUGCUAUAGGACCUGUCGGUGAACAAGGACUUAAAGGUGCAACUGGAUUACCAGGUGGUCAUGGUGACAGUGGAGAUAUAGGUGAUCCUGGACUUGAUGGAGAAACUGGACCAGAAGGUCCUGCAGGUGCUGUUGGCCCACCAGGCCUACCAGGUCCAGUAGGAGAUCAAGGUCCUGAAGGUCCUGUAGGUGCUUCUGGACCACCUGGACCAGCAGGUUAUGAUGGUCCACCUGGAGUGGAUGGAAAAGAUGGAUUGGCUGGCAAGGAUGGCAAACCUGGUCCUCAAGGCCCACCAGGUGAACCAGGUGCUGUAGGCAAACCUGGUCGAAGAGGUGAUCGUGGACCGCCUGGACCACAGGGUAAAAGAGGAAAAAAAGGUCAAGAGGGUGUAAUGGGACCACCAGGAGUCUAUGGUGUUAUCGGUUUAGUCGGUGUACCUGGUCCAAAUGGAGAAACUGGAGUUGAUGGUGCAGCUGGUGAUCCAGGACUUCCUGGCCUUCCAGGUACAGAUGGUCGUCUGGGUUUACGUGGACAACCUGGACUGCGUGGCCCACCUGGACUUCCGGGUGUCAUCAAGGUUCAAGCUGCUACCGCUGGUGGGACAGGAUUGCCAGGCGACCGUGGGCAUCCAGGUCCUUAUGGUCCUAGUGGAGAACCAGGAGUGAAAGGUGCGGCGGGAGAGAGAGGGCUUCCGGGUGAUGUUGGUGAUCCAGGCGAUCGAGGUCUAUCAGGCCCACCUGGGCCCCCAGGACCAGAUGGCCAACCAGGAAUCGAUGGAGAAGACGGUCCAGACGGUAGUCCAGGGGAUGACGGGCCACCUGGUCCUCCAGGUCCAUUUGGUGAACCUGGUCCAGCUGGAGAACAAGGUCCACAAGGUCCACCAGGAAAUAAAGGUGCAAUGGGAAUGACAGGUCCUCGAGGAGAAACUGGUCAAAGAGGUGCACCUGGGCCAAUGGGAGCAACAGGAGACGUUGGAGAACCUGGUCUGACUGGACCUCCAGGGUUAAACGGAAAUGUGGGGAGAAAGGGACCAACUGGUCAGCGUGGACCUCCUGGAGUAAGGGGAAAACCAGGAGAGCCAGGGGAGCCUGGUAAGCCUGGGGAAGCAGGCCCACAUGGUUAUCCAGGAUUCAUGGGACCUCCAGGUGAGCCAGGUCCAGAAGGUCCACCUGGUAGCGAAGGCAGUGAGGGUCCACCGGGAGAACAAGGACCACCUGGUAGGUACGGUGAAGUUGGCGAGAUUGGUGACCCAGGUGACCCGGGGCCACCAGGGCGUGCUGGACCACCAGGCCGCAGGGGACCUGCUGGUUUCCCAGGUGCCAGAGGUCCACCAGGAGAAGUUGGUAAACCAGGAGAACCUGGAUCUGUUGGUUCCGUUGGACGUGCUGGUAUGCGCGGACCUCGUGGAGCAGUCGGUGGUGUAGGAGUUGCUGGAAGCAAGGGUGAACAAGGACUUGCAGGUGCUGCUGGGUCUCCUGGAGAACCGGGACCUAGAGGUGAUUCUGGACAACCAGGUAUUCCAGGAAAAGAUGGUCGUCCGGGCAAACAAGGAGAACCAGGCCCGAAAGGAGCUCCAGGUGGAAAAGGACCAAUCGGCCCACCAGGGCCUCCAGGUUUGGAUGGUCCUAUGGGUUAUCCAGGUGAUCAAGGACCAAGAGGUCCUCCAGGCCCAAUAGGAGAAACAGGACCGAUGGGCCCAAGAGGUUCACGAGGUGAUCGAGGAGAUCCUGGUGAAGUUGGCCCACUUGGACCGCCAGGAAGAGAUGGUGAUUUGGGACCCCCUGGUCCACAAGGACCAUCUGGUCCUCCAGGUCUACCUGGUCCACCUGGUCAGAUAGUAUCAAUGCAAGCUCGAGCCUCAAGAACCAAGGGGAUAAUGUAUAGCGAUGACCCUGCAAUUAAAAGAAGAUUUGGAAAUAUCGCUGCAAAUGUGCCAAUGGGAACAGUGGAUGCUCCGGCUAGAACUUGCGCACACCUAGCAAGCGUACAUCCAAACAAACCAGACGGUGAAUACUGGAUUAAUCCUAUUGGUGAUAUAGUCAGUAGUUCAGUGAAAGUGAAUUGUCGUAUGAAAACUAGAGAAACUUGUAUUAAACCUAAACAAGACAAAAUUUCAGUGGAUAAACUAUCGCCUUCCCUUGUUGGCAGUCAAUUCUGGCUACAACACGAAACUCAAGUGAAUGAGUUCAAUUAUGCCAUAGAUCCAGAACAGCUUAAUUUCUUAAAGAUAACAAGUGACGCUGCUGUACAACGAAUCUAUUUCUCAUGUAGAGGCUUACUGAAUUCAGCAUCUAAUUCUACUGUAUCAUUAGCUGAAAGUAUUAGUCUCCUAGGCGAUGAUGAUUCAGUGCUGGAAAGAAAUCAUCCUCUAAGAAGAUUUAAAAUUGAAAAAGAUCAAUGUGGAAAGGUUGCCAAUGGUUACACCACUGCAUUGAUCGAUGGAAGCCCAAGUAGACUACCUAUUCGUGAUGUAUACUUGACGUAUUUCAAUGAAUUGAAUUAUGACUUAAUUCUUGGUGAUGUAUGCUAUAAAUCGUAUUUAGGAAAAGUUGUCACCUUGAAAACUAGUAAUAAUCUUCUCAACAUUUAAACUAUACACAACCACUUGAUAAAUGUAAAACAGUUCAAAUGAAAAUAUUACAGAAGGAUGAAUAGAGAGUUAGUAUAUACAGACAAACGAAAAAAAUUUCAGUGCAAGAACUGAUAAUCACUUACACAUUCUCUAUGUUAUGUUGUCUUAUGUUGUGUGUUAACAAUUUCUGUAUACAAAAAAAAAUCAGUAAAAUAAACAAAUAUUUAUUUAAAUGCUCAGUUACUGAUCUA